This is a messenger RNA of Camelina sativa (false flax), 1829 nucleotides long. The record is from RefSeq and is a predicted model, not a curated record. Lineage: Eukaryota; Viridiplantae; Streptophyta; Magnoliopsida; Brassicales; Brassicaceae.
AAACAGAGACUUGUGGUGGAAAAAUAUGAAAUGUCAAAAGUAUAGGGUUUUACUUGUAAAAUAUUGAGAUAUUAGGAGAAGAAUAUAAUAAAGUUAAAGUUCAGGCGUUAAGUUGCAGUAAAUGGUAAAAUAGUUAUGUAAUGAAUUAAAAAAAAAAAAGCGAACUAAUGACACAAAACGGAGCCUGAAGAAGUUGAUCAUCGCCGGCCGGGGAAAUAUGAAUCUGUACGACGAUGAAUCACUGAAGCAAGAAGUAAUCUACCUUCACUCGCUCUGGCACCAAGGUCCUCCGACCCGAAACCCAAUCCCUAGCCCUAAUUUCAACCCGGUUCAACGACCCAGCAGGCCUAAUUACAUCCCGCCGGCGGAUUUGCAACUUCUCUCUCGCUAUGGAGCUGUUACUCCACAGAAGAUCAUAUCCAGAAACCCUAACAAUCCUCAAAAUCUCUACAGUAACAACAAGCGUCAGAGGCCUGAUUCGGGCCCAGAAUGGCCUGUGAAGGAACCGCUUCAGUCUGCGGGAUCUGGAUGGCCUGAACAAAGGCCGUGUAAGAAGGCGCGACCUAUUACGGAGGAGGAGAAAGCGAAAUUGGCUGCGAAUUUGCUUCAGAGAGAUAUACAUCGAACCUGUCGCGAGUUCUUCGGUGACAACAAAUCAGGGGAAGAUGAUAGUGAUGAAGGAGAUGAUGAGGAUCAGUCGUUUGAGUUUUUGACGAGAGUGUUUGAAGAGAGUAAUGGGAAGCUUAAGGAAUACUAUGAGAAGAACACUGGGAAUGGAGAGUUCUGGUGUUUGGUUUGUGGUGGCACUGGAGAGAAGAGCUGUAGAAAGUUCAAGAGCUGUUUGGCUUUAAUUCAGCAUUCGCUUUCCAUUAAUAAGACUGAUUUGAAAACUCAGCAUAGAGCUCUUGCACAAGUUGUUUGCAAUGUUCUUGGUUGGGACGUUAACAACCCUGUUGUUUCGAGCCAGAAGGACGCUCAGACUGUGGGGGUAGAGGUGGUUGUGGAAGGAGCAUCUGAGCUGCCUUCAGACUUGAAGAUUCCUCAGGAGAAACAACGGGUCAUGUCUGUUGAAGAACACGCAAAGGCUGAUUUGUUACAAAUGCAACAGAAUGCAUCCGAAGCUUUCAAAGACAUUUUUGCCAAGGAUGGUACUGGUUCAGUUGAGGAGAACGGUGAUGAAAAUUUUUCUGAGGAGUUGGAGUUAAUAUCUAGAGUUUUCUCAGAGAAUGCUGAGCUCAAGAGUCACUAUGAGGAAAACUAUGAAGGUGGAGUAUUUGUCUGUCUGGUGUGUUGUGCUGCGACUGAUAAGAAAAUGAUCAAAAGAUUCAAACACUGUUAUGGAGUUGUUCACCAUUGUACUAAAAUACCGAAAAUGAAAAUACGAGCUCACAAGGCUUUUGCUCGGUUUGUUUGUGAACUACUUGGCUGGGAUUUUGAGCUUCUACCACGUAGAGUAACGAAAGGCGUUACCCCUCUUGUUAUAUCUAAUGCUAACCAGAACAAUGAGAACCCAUCGUCAUCUGUGAUCGAGGAACAUAUGUGCGAAGAUAAGAGCUGAUAAAACCACAGGCCAACAAUGAGGCUGAGGCAUGCGUUGAGGCUUAAAAUCAUAUGGUUUCUCUUCUGGGGAAAUCAAUUUAAGAGUGAAGAUGCAACAAGUUAUGUUAUAUGGAAGGCACUUAAUCUUCUUUCAGGUACACGAUUAUUUAGUUUCCGGGCAUCUUAUCAAACUUUUUAUGACUUGGUAUGAUGGAGUCAUCAAAGACAGUGUUGUAUGCGUUACCCAACUUUUUAUACGAAAUUUUGAUUAAUGAAAAAACAUUCUUUUA